Lutra lutra (Eurasian river otter) is the source of this 1290-nucleotide messenger RNA. Its product is annotated as zygote arrest protein 1-like. Gene Ontology annotation, biological process: translation. Gene Ontology annotation, molecular function: mRNA base-pairing post-transcriptional repressor activity. Gene Ontology annotation, cellular component: cytoplasm. NCBI's taxonomy places the organism in Eukaryota, Metazoa, Chordata, Mammalia, Carnivora, Mustelidae. The record is from RefSeq and is a predicted model, not a curated record.
AUGGCUGCCCUGGGGGAGGAGGUGCUGGACGGUUACAUGUACCCGGCGUGCGUCCCCUACCCGUACCCGUACCCCUACCCUCCCGCCGCCAAGGGCAAGGGCGCGGCCGGCGGGGGUGGCUGGCGCCAUCGGGGCGGGGGCUGUGCUCCCGCGUCCUCCUCCUCGUCCUCCUCUUCCGCCGGGGCGGGCGCGUCGUCUUUCCCCGGCUGCGGGCAGCUGACGGCCGCCGAGUACUUCGACAGCUACCAGCGGGCGCAGCUCAUGGCCCUGCUGUCGCAGGUGGGCCCGGGUCUGGGCGCGCGGCCCCGCAGGGCGGGCAGCCGGGACGUGGCCGUGCAGGUGAACCCGCGCCGCGACGCCUCCGUGCAGUGCUCGCUGGGGCGGCGCACGCUGCUGCGCAGGGCCCGCGACCCCGCGGCGCCGGCCGGCCCGGGCCUCGAGGGUGCGGCGGGGGCGGGCGGCGGCUCUGCGUCCCCGCAGCCGGCGCGCCGGGGCCGAGCAGCGCAGCCCCCCGAGCAGCGCAGCCCCCCGAGCGGCGCCCCGCGGCCCGUAAGCUUCCAGCGCACCGUCGCCGUGUACUCGCCCGUGGCCUCGCGCCGCCUCAGCACCUGCCCGGAAGGCGCCGACGGCACGGCCGGGGAGCAGAGGCCCGCGGCGCCGGAGGCAGAGCGAAGGCCGCCGCCUGCGAGGCCCCGAGGCCCGGAGGAGAGAGAGGCGUCGGCGAGGAAGGCGCCCCGACGGCCGCGGCCCGAACAGGAGGAGGACGAAGCCGGGGCCCAGGCCGCCGUGCGGACGAGCUGGGAGCAGCCGGCCGCGGGGCCCGGGCUGCCGCCGCGGGACAGCGGGACAGACGAGGCGGCCCGGCAGCGCGCGCCCCGGGGUCCGGAGCCGCCCCCGCCGCUGGAGCGCGCCCAGGACGCCGAGGGCGAGACGCCGUCGCCGCGGAGCCCGGAGCAGGCCAAGGAGCGGCCGCGCUUCCAGUUCCUGGAGCAGAAGUACGGCUACUACCGCUGCAAGGACUGCAGCAUCCGAUGGGAGAGUGCUUACGUGUGGUGUGUGCAGGGCACCAGCAAGGUUUACUUCAAGCAGUUUUGCAGAACUUGUCAAUCUUACAACCCUUACCGAGUGGAGGAUAUCACCUGUCAAAAUUGUAAACAGACUAGAUGCUCCUGCACUGUAAAAGUUCACCACGUUGACCCUAAAAGGCCCCAUCGUCAAGAUUUGUGUGGGAGAUGCAAAGGCAAACGCCUGUCCUGUGACAGCACUUUCAGCUUCAAGUAUAUCAUUUAA